This is a messenger RNA of Linum tenue, 1462 nucleotides long. The record is from the annotation of a GenBank genome assembly. NCBI's taxonomy places the organism in Eukaryota, Viridiplantae, Streptophyta, Magnoliopsida, Malpighiales, Linaceae.
GCCUUAGCAGUCUUUUUAAACCAAAAGCCCACUGAAAAGUACUUCGGUAUGGGCCCCGGCCCAGCACCAGGCCCAUUGUCCAACUAUAUAAAGGAGAAGACUUGCUGACCUUUCCCCCGCGCAGGAGGUUCUUAUUUUCUCAAGCAAAGCUAAGAGUCACCACCGCCGAAGGAGAAUCGAGAGCUCGACGGCGCGGGAAGAAGAUGAUAAUUCCAGUCCGUUGUUUCACUUGUGGCAAGGUGAUUGGGCACAAAUGGGAUACUUACCUUGACCUUCUACAAGCUGAUUACACUGAAGGGGAUGCUCUUGAUGCUCUGGGGCUGGUCCGUUAUUGUUGCAGACGGAUGCUCAUGACCCAUGUUGACCUCAUUGAGAAGCUUCUUAACUACAAUAGUAACUCCCUCCCUCUCUCUCUAGCUAAUUCAUGGGCGCUUGCUUUUGUGUGCAUAUUACUCACUUCUCUAACAAGUUGCAUGGAUAGAAUGUGCUAGCACAUGCAUGUUGUAGCAUUACUCUCUAAAAGUAGGGUCCUUUCAAGUGGUCUGCAGUUGGCCCAAGUAUAAAGCUCUUGUAUUAAGCGAGCUAGUUGCAUUUAUCCUUAUCCUGGAUACUAAAUCCAUGCCAUCUUUGGAAUAGCUAUUUACUCGGUAGUCAACUGGUUUGAGCCCGCCAUAUGUUGCUGAAAUAGAUUGACAGACACCCCAAAUAACAUUUACUUUGGAGCAUUAUUCAAGUGAAAAAAGUUCACAUUUUGUGUGAAUCCAUACCAUAGUAAUAUGUAGUUUUGAGUCUUUAUUCAUCAAUCAUGUAACAGUGUUUCGGUUUUGUUUGUGUAAAAUGCCAACUGUUUCCAAUUUCCGUGCCUCUUCUUUUCACUGACCAUGACCCCUUGUUGCAGCUCUGGAGAAAAGUGAGGGCACUUGAGGUAGACAGUCCCAUCGACGUACAUGAGCAGUUUUGCAAUAUCUUCGAAGGCUGAAAUGAAUGAAGGAUGAUGACUGGAGACCAUGAGCAUUCGGUGCAGUAUGUCUGUGAAUUAGGGCCGCGUGUACCCUAGGUUUCCUUGUAAUGAAUCUCUGCACUGAGAUGUUGCUAGCGACCAACAGUAAUCGAAUCUGUCAAUUAACGUUGAGAUGAUUUUAGCUUGAAUACUGAUGCUCCGGAAUUUGCAGGUUGCCUAAACUUAUGUUGUAGUAUGUACGAAUAUCUUCAUCAUCGCAGUAGCGACUAGUAGGUAUUCGUUUUCCUUCUAGUAAACAUGGCUACUUGAAAAGCAGGCACUCGGGAGUUUACGUGAUCCGAACCCAACACCUCUACGUUGUGGUGAUGAAGAGCUUGUGCCCUGGAUCUAGAUUUCGAGGAGACGUUGGCUUCUUUCUUGUUCUUUUGCUGAUUUUCUUCCAUGGAGAAAAAAUGAGUUGAAUAAGCAUGAACAAGGAACGGUCUACCACCAAAGUUGAGG